CAAAAAAUAUCCAUCACGCCGGCGCAGCGGCGCGCCCCUCCUCCCCCACGGUGAAGCCCCUACCUAGCCGCCCCCUCCGCCUCAUGUUCGCCUCCGCUCCCGCGGGUUCGCUCCACCUCUCCCACCCGGCGUUCGGCGCCAGGCGCCCAAGGCUCGCGCGCUGCAGGUCGUCCCUGUCGUCGUCGGGCGCGGCGCCCCCGCCGGCCAACGCGAACCACCUUAUCCAGACGCUCUGCGCCAGCGGCCGCCUCUCCCGCGCCGCGGCGCUCCUCCAGGGCCUCCCCGCGCCCACGCAGCGCACCUACGAGUCGCUCCUCCAGGCCGCCGCCCGGGCCGGGGACGCCGCGCUCGCCGCGGCCGUCCACCGCCGGCUCGAGGCCGACCCGGUCUUCCGCUCCGACCCGUUCCUCUCCACCCGCCUCAUCGACGCAUACGCCGCGCUCGGCGCGCUCCCGGCCGCGCGCCAGGUGUUCGACGAGGCGCCCGACAAGAACAUCUUCGUGUGGAACGCGCUGCUCAAGGCCCUCACGCUCGCCGACCAUGGCGACGAGGCGCUCGCGCGCUUGGCCGACAUGGGGCGGUUCGGCGUUCCCGUCGACAGCUACAGCUACACGCACGGGCUCAAGGCGUGCAUCGCUGUGUCGGCGUCGCACGCACCUGCCUCCGCCCGUGUACGCGAGGUACACGCACAUGCCAUCCACCGUGGCUACGCAUUGCACAUGCAUGUCGCCACUACUCUUAUUGACUGCUAUGCAAAGCUUGGGAUCGUCGGCUAUGCUGAGAAUGUGUUUGCUGCAAUGCCAGAGAGGAACGUUGUUUCCUGGAGUGCCAUGAUUGCGUGCUAUGCCAAGAAUGAGAGACCAGCUGAUGCCAUUGAGCUGUUCAAGGAUAUGCUGGCUUCUGAUGCAGACCUGGUGCCUAACUCAAUCACAAUAGUAAGCGUCUUGAAUGCGUGCGCAGGAGUAAACGCGCUUGGUCAUGGCAAACUAUUGCAUGCAUAUAUUCUUCGGAGGGGCUUCGACUCACUUGUUUCUGUACUGAACGCAUUGAUGGCAAUGUACAUGAGAUGUGGACGCCUUGAAGUUGGCCGGCAUAUCUUCAAUUGGAUAGGACGCCGGAGAGAUGUUGUGUCGUGGAAUUCACUUAUAUCAGGAUAUGGGAUGCAUGGCUUUGGCCGUGAGGCGCUUCAGGUGUUUGAGGAAAUGAUUCAAAUUGGGUUAUCACCGAGUAUCAUAACAUUUAUCAGUGUUCUUGGGGCUUGUAGCCAUGCCGGACUUGUGGAUGAGGGGAAGAAGUUGUUUGAGUCGAUGAUGGAUUAUGGUGUCAAACCCCGUGCAGAGCACUAUGCUUGCAUGGUAGACCUCCUUGGUCGUGCUGGGCAGUUGGAUGAAGCAGUGGAGCUCAUACAGAGCAUGCACAUUGAGCCAAGUCCUCAAGUGUGGGGUGCACUGCUUGGAGCUUGCCGUAUUCAUGGCCAUGUGGAGUACGCAGAGAUGGCUUGCUCUCGUCUCUUUGAUCUUGAACCCAGAAAUGCCGGCAACUAUGUACUACUUGCUGAUAUUUAUUCUCGAGCUAAACUGCAAGACCAAGUUGCCGUGCUAAAGGAGCUGCUUGAGGAGCAUGGGCUGGAGAAGGUGCCGGGGUGCAGCUGGAUGGAGGUGAACAAGAAGAUACACUCUUUCACAUCUGUGGACAACAAGAACCCGCCGGUUGAGCAGCUUCAAUUUCUGAUAGGUGAGUUUGUGGCACAGAUGAAAAAUGAGGGCUAUGUCCCUGACACAGAUAUAGUCAUGUAUGACAUUGAAGAAGAAGAAAAGGAAAGGAUCUUGCUUGGCCACAGUGAGAAGCUGGCAGUUGCAUUUGGGCUUAUCAACACCCGAAGCAGUGAAGUAAUCAGGAUCACCAAGAACCUGAGGCUAUGUGAGGACUGUCAUUCAGUCACCAAGUUCAUCUCCAAAUUCACAGAGCGUGAAAUCGUUGUGAAGGAUGUGAAUCGGUUUCACCGCUUCAGGGUUGGAAUUUGUUCGUGUGGCGAUUAUUGGUGAAGAUGCUGCCAAGUCGCUGGUGCUUUUUGAUCUUUACUGAUCAUACCAAAGACGAUGAAGUAGGCACUAUUGUACAGCCUAACAUGAUUAGAUUAGCAAUGAUGACCCAGUCUUUCAGGAGGAACAAGAAAUUGAUUGCCGGUCUUUACAUGGAGACCAGUGGGACUUCUGCAAGGCAAUUUUGACACGUUUGCAAUGGGUCCCCUUUAAUGACAUUUUUCGUAGUAAUAGUGUCCCUGGCACAUUAUGAAUUAGCAAGUUCCUUGUAAAAUCCCACCUAAUCUUCAUAAUCAAGACCUGAGAUUCGUUUAAGAUAUAUGCAAGCAAAUGGUUUAUGAUCAGAGGUUUAUGGUUCUGUGAUUUGACGCAUAAAUGAGUUGUCGUUGCAUUCC
Messenger RNA from Triticum dicoccoides, 2437 nucleotides. RefSeq names its product pentatricopeptide repeat-containing protein At3g46790, chloroplastic-like. Lineage: Eukaryota; Viridiplantae; Streptophyta; Magnoliopsida; Poales; Poaceae. The record is from RefSeq and is a predicted model, not a curated record. The transcript has a single exon. Gene Ontology annotation, molecular function: zinc ion binding; RNA binding; protein binding. Bases 84 to 2045 code for a protein of 653 amino acids. Gene Ontology annotation, biological process: RNA modification.